Lucilia sericata (common green bottle fly) is the source of this 5073-nucleotide messenger RNA. It is a transcript of the gene tna, whose product is annotated as zinc finger MIZ domain-containing protein 1. The record is from RefSeq and is a predicted model, not a curated record. Lineage: Eukaryota; Metazoa; Arthropoda; Insecta; Diptera; Calliphoridae. Gene Ontology annotation, biological process: protein sumoylation; regulation of transcription by RNA polymerase II. Gene Ontology annotation, molecular function: SUMO ligase activity; zinc ion binding.
UCUUCAUAAUCGCCAUUGUCGUCAGUCAGUGAGUUUUGUGCGGUGUCGUGACUCUGGCGGUUGUUUAGUUCCUUUCUGGCUGCUGUCAAAUGUCGUCAUGUUUUAAAAAUCUAACGCGUGACACGGUUAAAAUAAAAUUAAUAAACAAGAAAAUUAAGUGAAAUACAACAAGAAAUAUCUAUUGUAUGAAAAAAAAGUGAAGAAUUUAUGAAAAAAAACAGAUUUAUUUAAAAAAUAUUUUAAAAUUAAUUUAAACCAGAAAAUUUUUUUAAGAAAAAUAAAAUUUUGAAAUUUUUUUUGUAAAAUUUCAAAAAAACCGGUUAAUUUAGAUGACAAGUGAAGUGUAGCAAGUGAAUUUUUUUUUGUUUACCAAGUUUUAGUUAAAAGCAUUUACCAGGUGCUAAGUUUAGUGGCCAAUUAAAGCAAAAAAUAAAGAAAAAAAGGCCCCAUUAAACAAAAUAAUAAUAAUAAAAACAAAAAGAAAAGUUUUUAAGUGAAAAAACUACAAACAACUUAAAAUUAAAAGAAUUUCUCUUAAGAGAAAAUUUCUAUAUAAAAAUAAAACAGUAUUGCAAGAAAAACAAAAUUCUUAAGAAAAUAAUUCCAAAUAAAAACAAAUUUUAAGAAAAUAAAUUAAACCCAAAAAUUAAUUUUUAAUUAAUAAUUAUUAAAAAAAAGUUCCUGUUGAUUUAAAAAAAAAAUAAAAUUUUUUUAAAAAAACUAAACCAAGUUGUGGAUUACAUUUCAACACAAACAGUAUUAAAAAAAAUAAACAAAAACAAAUUAUUUAUCCCAAACAAUUGCUAAUGGAUUAUAUUAACAACAACAACAAAAGCAACAACUACUACCUAAUGGAUUAAACUAAUUGUUGCUGCUUUAAUUAACUCAUCAAUCAACGAAUUAUUGAAAAAUAACAACAACAACAAAUUCGAAAAUUUUAUUUUGUUUUUUAGAGAAUUUUUUUCUUUAACAAAGUGUUGUUUAAAUGAGCGAGAAAAAAAUUCUCAAAUAUCUUCAUUGACCCCUAACGGAUUUUCAAGACAUGCAAUUAAUUGUUGACAAAAUUCCCAUGUUUUCGAAACAAACAACAAAACGUAAUUCCAAAAAAAAAAAUGAUGAAAUGAAUGGCCAAGCAGGCUCCUCAAGGGCUCCAGCCUUAGGGGGCCAAAUAUCACCACCUGGCGGUUAUACAGAAGCACAACAUCAACAGCAGCAACAAUUCCAACAGCAACAGCAAUUCUAUCAACAACAACAGCAGCAACAGCAAAAUUUCCCACAUCAACAGCAUCAUCCACAUCUCAAUCAUCAACAACAACAACAGCUUCAUCAUCAACAACAGCACCAGCAGCAACAUCAACAACAACAACAACACCAACAACAUUUUCUAAAUCAUGCCAAUACCAAUACAUCUUAUCCCGGCAGUAGUUCUUAUUUAGGCGAAUCCGAUAGUUUACGCACUUUAAAUAAUACCUUUGGUCCCAAUUCGGAAUUUACCUCAUCGACGUUAAAAGAGGAGCGUCUACAGUUUCCCGGUGGCCACACUAGAGAUAGUGUUAGUGCGGGUGCUGCCAGCACGAGUAGUGUUAGUGGUGGUGUUAUAAGUCCUGCCUUAACUUCGCCUGCGGCAAAUUCGGCCAGCAAUCCAUCGGCGAAUUAUAAUAAUAUGGUAACAGCUACUGGUGCUCAACAGGCCAAUAUGGAUGCUAUGAGUAGUUAUAGUCAGAUGGGUGGUAUGCACCCUGGAGCCAAUAAUGGCAUGAUGAGUACAUCAGCACAGUCACAACACACGCAUCAAUAUAUGAAUGGUAAUGGUGGUGGUGUUGGUGGUCCUGGUAUGAAUCCAGCAGCCAUGGGUCCCAUGUCGGGUGGUGGCGGUAAUGGUGCCAGUACAGCCAGUCAAGCCAAUAUGCAAAUGAAUCAAAUGGGUGGUGCAAAUGUUGGUUCUAUGAAUCCAGCUGGUCAAAUGAAUGGUAUGCCAGGUUAUAAUAAUGGUAUUGGAGGACCAGCAACGGCGUCAGCGAGGCAUCAUCAAAUGUCGAGCAUGAAUCAAAUGCAAAAUAUGUCUAUGAAUGGUAUGGGUGGCAUGCAACCGGGUGGUGGUGGCAUGGGUCCCGGUGGUUCGGCCAGCAGUAUGUCUUUACAUCAGCAGCAGCAACAGCAGCAAAUGAAUGCCAUGAAUCCAAUGGCUAAAAUGCAAGGUAUGGCCAAUGGUGGCUACAAUCAAAGACGCAUGACACCCUAUCCCAAUCCACAAAUGCAUGCGGCACAGAAGCGUGGUGGUGGUGGCAUGUAUCCCAUGAAUUCUCAAAAUGUUCCUCAACAACAGGGCGGUGGCAUGCCAUACGGUGCUGGACAAAUGCAUCCACAAUCGAGUAAUGGUGUUCCAUUGCCCAUGCAGGCGGGCUAUGGACGAGCUGGCCCCAUGGCGGGUUAUGGUAGACCAGGACCAGGAAAUUGUGGCAGUAUGAGUGGCAUGGGUCCGGGUGGUAUGGGUCCAGGCGGCAUGGGUCCUGGUGGCAUGGGUCCUGGCGGUAUGGGACCUGGUGGUGGGUCCUGGCGGUAUGGACCUGGUGGUAUGGGUCCUGGUGGCAUGGGUCCUGGCGGUAUGGGUCCUGGUGGCAUGGGUCCUGGUGGUAUGGGUCCUGGUGGCUGCAUGAGUUCUAUGCAACGUUUUGGUGGCGGCGGUUAUGGUCCCAGUUCACAUCAUUCUCAACAGGGACAAUUUUAUCCCGGCUCUCAACCUGGUAUGGGUAUGAAUGGUGGCAGCUCUGCUGGUGGCAUGUGUCCGGCUGGUCCCGGUUCUGCUUCUAGUACUGGCAAUCCUUAUCAAAAUCAAGGUUUUCAACAAAAUUAUCAACAUAGUCCAGUUCCUGGCAAUCCAACACCUCCAUUAACACCCGCCUGCAGUGUACCCUACGUCAGUCCAAAUCCUGAUAUUAAACCUCAAAUGGAUAAUUGCGAAGAAAUGAGACUGACAUUCCCAGUACGUGAUGGCAUUAUACUUCCACCUUUCCGUUUGUUACACAAUCUAUCCGUUAGCAAUCAUGUAUUCCACCUCAAGCAAAAUGUUUACAAUACCCUCAUGUGUCGAUCGGAUUUGGAAUUACAAUUAAAAUGCUUCCAUCAAGAUGAUAGACAAAUGAAUACCAAUUGGCCACAUACGGUAACGGUAUCGGCUAAUGCUACCCCACUAAAUAUCGAACGUUCCGAGAAGACCGGUCAAGCUUUAAGGCCGUUAUAUUUGAAAUCUGUUUGCCAGCCGGGACGUAAUACAUUACAAUUAACUGCUAGUUCCUGCUGUUGUUCCCACUUAUUCGUUUUACAACUAGUCCAUCGACCAUCUGUACGGCAAGUUAUGCAAAGUUUACACAAACGUAAUCUAUUACCUUUGGAACAUAGUGUGGCCAAGAUUAAACGCUAUUUUGCUAUUGGUAUGGUGGGCGGUAGUGGACCGAAUUCACAGAAUCCCGAUGGCUCUAGCAAUGGCAGUAAUGUGAAUGAUCCUAAUAAAUGUGCAAAGAUCUCGUUGAAAUGUCCGAUCAUGAAAUCUCGAAUACGUUUGCCUGCCCGUGGUCUUGAGUGUAAACAUGUCCAGUGCUUCGAUUUGGAGGGUUAUCUAAUGAUGAACUGUGAACGAGGAACGUGGCGUUGUCCGGAAUGUAGUAAACCUGCUUUAACCGAAAGUCUAGAAAUCGAUCAGUAUUACUGGGCCAUUUUGAAUACACUCAGCAAUACGGAUGUCGAGGAGGUGGUCAUUGAUUCCUCCGCCAAUUGGCGGGCAGUGCAGGGUAAUAUGCAAGGCAGUCCAAAUAGUAAUAAUACGGGCAGCAGUGGUGUGGGAGGUGGUCCAUCGGGUCCCUCAUCUGUUGUCCCUUCCAGUAAUAAUGCUAAUAACAUGAGCAUACCGGCCAUAAAGCAGGAAAAUUUCAGCGAUGACAUGACCAAAGUUAUGUCACCCGGUUCAACGCAAUUACCCACUUGGGAUAAUUCACAAGCAAUGAGUCCUUACAACUGUCAUGAUAUGAAUUCUAUUGCCAAUGGUAAUAUGAUGGGCGGUAGCCAGUGGGUAAUCAAAAUGGCAAUAAUAGGUGACAACAACAACAACCGCAGCAGCAAGAUUCAGCCCAUCAAAUAACUCAUGACACAUUUAAAUGAACCUCUUGAUCAGCUAAAUGCCAUGGAGAAAUCCCUUAAUGAUCAGAUGCCCCAUACCCCGCACACACCACAUACACCUGGCGGUGCCAGUCAUCCCAUGACACCAGGCGGUCCACCUUCGGUUAGUUCGGCACACAACGAGCCCAUGAAUGCAACACCGAAUAAUAAUUCCAGUAAUCACAAUUCACCCCAAACACCAGGCACUCCUAACAAUCGCAUGUCUACUGGUAACAGUACACAACAACAACAACAAGAUGGUCAGCAGCAACAACAACAAACACAACAACAGUCACAACAAGAACAAAUUAUAAACUCAUUAAUAAAUUCACAAACAUCCGAUUUAGUGAAUCUCAAUGAGGGCGAUUUAAAUGCCGAACUAAAUAGUUUUGAUCCAUCAAAUAUGAAUCAUGCCGAUGCCGCCAAUGAUUUGAAUCUGCUCUCAGAUGUUGAUCCUUUGGAAAUUUUGUCUUAUUUAGAUCCUCAACCGGAUUUAAAUACCCCACCCUCUAGCGGCUCUAGUAAUAACAAUAACAAUGAAGAUAUUUUGGCCUCUUUAUUUGAUUAAAUUAAAUUAACUAUUAUAAUCUUUAUUAUAUGCUUUAAAAUCAACCAUUUUAAUAGGUGUGUUCAUUAACUAAAACAAACUGAAAAACGAUUUACUUGUUAAAGUAAUUUCUAGUUUAAUACAAACACACCUAAUGUAUAUAAAUAAAUAAAAACAUUUCCUUCAAUAACAACAGCAAAUCCUUUAUCAAAAAUUAAAAAAAAAAAAAAAAUCAAAUAUUUAAAAGUAUAAAAUAAAGCUAAAACUGAAUAUUUAGAAAAAUUUAUGAUAAAAACAACCAAUCCCAACUUAAUAAACUAUAUUGUAAAUAGUAUUACUAAAUUAAAAUAUAUAUUAAUAUAAAAAGCGUACGA